AUAAUGAGUUCCAGGCCAGCCAAGAUUACAUAGUGAGACCCUGCCUUUAUAAAAGAAAAAAGAAACCAACUUACUUAUCCUCCAGAGCUUUCCCUCUCCUCAGCCCCAGCCACGCUCUCAGGCCUCAGUGGCCCAGCUCACCUCCCCCAGCAUCCUGGGGUUCCUUUACACAGCCAGGCUGGACCACAAGACAGUGAUGCUCUUUCCUCUGCCAGAAACCCACCCCAUGACUCCCAUGCUUCUCUAGUUCCUCAUCUUGUCACUUCCUCAGGAACGCUCUCCCAGUGUGUCAGGGACUUUGCCUCUGUGGGCCUGUUGAGGAGAGGCGAGGCAGCCUGAGCCCCCAUGGCUGCCCUGUCUCAGACAACUAUUCUAGGAAGCUCUUGGCCAAUCUUCACACCUCUUUCUCUGAGAGGCUAAUAAUGGCAUUGCCUGUGAGAGCUGAGGGCAGGUGACGAAGGAGUGAGGCCAGCUGACCCGACAAGUUCAGGCUGGGCUGGGGAGAUGGAAGGGGAGCUGAACACAGCUGGGGGCAGGGGUCUUCCUGAUCCACAGCUGGAUUCUGAGUCACCAGCAAGUAAGUCCCCAACCUAGUGAGAAGCCUCAGUCCUGGCUUCUGUAGGCUGCCAAACUAAGCCACUCUGGCUAAUGACCCCAUUCCACCUCAAGUGCCAUGUUAUUUAUUGAGUAUCUAUUCUAGGUCACCUAUCAGGUACCUGUGCUAUGUCAUUUAUCAAGAACAUGAUAGGUCUGAGUUGGGCCAGGUGUGGGAUGUAAGUUGCCUAUUUUUUUUUUUUUAAGGUGGAGUUACAACCACCUGUAUCAGAAACCCAAGAACAUAGAAUGUGGAGGCCAAGGCUCAAAUCCCGACCUACUGGGUUGACCCAGGCCCCAGACAGACCCAGGAACCUGCAUUUUUAUUGUACAUACUGCAGUGCUCAGUGAGGUCAGGGAACGACUGCUUACUGGCAGAGACGAACAAGGAAAUACGGUGUCAUGGAGCCAGAGAUGAGCCAGGCUUACCUUCUGAUUGGCUGUUCUGCACUCUGUCCUGCGAUGGAACCCCCCGUCCUCCUGAUUGGCUAGACAACUACCUGCGCUCACCCGGGAUUGGACACUGGCAAGGCUGCGAGGGUCCCCGCUCUCUGAUUCGCCGCGCGGCCCAGCCUCACGGCCUGCACACUGAAUGGCUGCGCCACUACCUGCAAUCGGCCCCGGAUUGGGUGCGUGGCGCCUCCCCGGCGUGAUAGGUCAGGACCACCGCCCCCCUUGCUCCCCAUUGGCUGCUCGGCGAAGCCCGGUCUCCGGGUAAGAUGGCAGCGGACGGACAGUGCUCGCUCCCCGCUUCAUGGCGGCCGGUGACCCUCACCCACGUCGAAUACCCUGCAGGUGAUCUCUCCGGCCACCUCCUUGCCUACCUGAGUCUCAGCCCUAUUUUUGUUAUUGUUGGUUUUGUGACCCUCAUCAUCUUCAAGCGGGAGCUACACACGAUUUCAUUCCUCGGGGGCCUGGCACUGAAUGAAGGUGUCAACUGGCUGAUCAAACACGUCAUCCAGGAGCCUCGGCCCUGUGGAGGCCCACACACGGCAGUGGGCACUAAGUACGGGAUGCCCUCCAGCCAUUCCCAGUUUAUGUGGUUCUUCUCCGUCUAUUCCUUCCUUUUCCUGUAUUUAAGAAUGCAUCAAACAAAUAACGCCAGGUUCUUGGACUUGCUGUGGAGGCAUGUGCUCACCCUAGGGCUCCUCACCGCAGCCUUUCUCGUCUCCUAUAGCAGGGUCUACCUGCUGUACCACACCUGGAGUCAGGUACUCUAUGGGGGUAUCGCUGGAAGCCUCAUGGCCAUCGCUUGGUUCAUCUUCACCCAGGAAGUUCUCACCCCACUGUUCCCCAGGAUAGCAGCCUGGCCCAUCUCCGAGUUUUUCCUCAUCCGGGACACGAGCCUCAUUCCCAAUGUGCUCUGGUUUGAGUACACAGUAACCAGGGCAGAAGCCAGGAACAGACAACGCAAGCUGGGGACAAAGCUGCAGUGAUUGGCGGGCGUGGCUGGGUCAAGCCCCCGAAUCUGGCCUGCGCCACACCUCGCAGGAUGGACAGGAUGAUGGACGGAGGGGUGAAGCAGAGACCUCGACAGACCCAAGUCACCAAGUGGAGCCUUUUUUUUUCUUAUUUUAAUUUUAAUGGACAUGGUGGACCAAAGGGCUGAGUCAGGCCCUCGGCGAGGACCCUGGGAGGGCCUGCUGUCUGUGGGUCACAUGGCCAGAGACCCUGGCUCUGCUGCUGCCAGCUCCUGACUGGGUGGAAGUGCUCUUGGCAUGGGCCCUGGGUUGGGUAGAGCACGGGGCUCGGUCCUCUGGUCUUGAGACCAGGCACUCCAGGUGGUGGAGCGCACACUAUUUAUUUUUGGGGACUGUGGAGUCCAGGCCGAAGAGGCUGCUCCACGGUGGCUGCCCUGUGUACAAAGGGGCCCCGGUCAGCUCCCAGGCCCUGUGCCCUGCGUUGGGGCGGCCUGCCUCCUGUUGGACCUGAGUGGGGCCUGGGGCCUGGGGCCCACGAGCGAGGCCUCCCUGCCCCCACUCCAGAACCUUGUCAGUGUUUCCUUGCCUGGGGGCGGGGCCCGGGGCGAGCACCCGUCUGUCAUUGCGUUCUUCCCUAGACCCACCCAACAUCACAAGGGCUUUCCCUGGUCCUCUGUCCCUCCUGACAAAAGAGCCUGCACACAGGGGUGAGCACACCCAAGCGUUUACAGCUCCUUUUGUCUGGCCAUCCAGUGGCCGUCUGUCUGUCUUCAUCCCCACUUGAACAGAGGAACCAGGAGCUAGGAUUCUGGCCGUGUGGCAGUGCUGACACCCUCCCCCAUCAGCUGUCCUGUGCGCUCUGGAUCUGUCCCUGUCCUUCCUGGCCUGCCCUGGAGGCUGCCUGGGUGUGGGCUCUCCAACCCCCACCUGCCCGGCUGCAAGGAGUCCCUCUUAGGGCCUCUCUCCGCGUCGGCCUGCCACAGUUGUGGAGAUGCUUCCGGAACUGGAGCAGCCCCUGGGGACUGUGUUCGAACCCUCCCCCUUUCUUCGUGGAGGUCCUAACCUGCUGCUGAAGCACAAGUUUUUGGUGCUUUCCUUUCGUGUUUGUUAAAGGCCGUGUCCAAGCCCCUCGAGAUGCCAGGGCCAGGGCUGGUUUCUAGGGAGGUAGUCAGUCACAUUCCCUCCCCUUCUUCCCCUAGGAUUUUUAUUUUUGACUUUUUGUUUGAGACAAGCCAAGUGUGAGGUGGUUUAAGAAAAUAAAAUUGUUUACUAUUGUUUUAAAAUAAAAUCUGAAACUCUGGAGGCUGAGUACACAUUAACUGAGCUCAGGAGAGGAGGCUGUGACAGCCAGGGCACAGGUGGCCCUCUGAAGCCACAAGCAUUUCCAGGGGACUUAGUCCCCACCAGCCCCCAAAGUGAGGGUUUGAGUGGCCUCAACAUCUGCCUCUGGGGUCUGCCACUCGUGUCUCUGCUCCUGUCAGACGCCCCCCCUGCUUGCUGCCUGGUAGAGGCUAGCCCUGGCCAGCUUUUCCUCCACAGAAGUCUUGAGGACUGGGGAGACUCUGCCCUUCACAGGGGUUCCAUGAUCCACUCACUUGUGUGUUCUGCCUUAGCAGGAAUGCCUGUCCGCCAGGCUGGUGGCCAGAGGUCUUGCAGGACUGAGUGAGCACAGGCUGGCCCGAAGCAGAUAGUUUCCUUUCCUGGCAGGUUAUGCCAAGGUGCACAGCCACACCCUCUGGGUGAGGGUGCACGGGAGGUCACGUGUUCCUCACGUGGUGGGAAGCUGGGUGAAGCACUCGGGUGGGGGAGGGUAGAAUCUUGACAGGUAUGACUGCUGGCUAGUAGUGACCCCAGGGAAAGGAAUGUAUCUUGGACUUUAAAUUAUUUUUUGUUUUUGAUUUUUCGAGACAGGGUUUCUCUCUGUAGC
This is a messenger RNA of Peromyscus leucopus (white-footed mouse), 3942 nucleotides long. It is a transcript of the gene Dolpp1, whose product is annotated as dolichyldiphosphatase 1. NCBI's taxonomy places the organism in Eukaryota, Metazoa, Chordata, Mammalia, Rodentia, Cricetidae. Gene Ontology annotation, cellular component: intracellular membrane-bounded organelle; endoplasmic reticulum membrane. Gene Ontology annotation, molecular function: dolichyldiphosphatase activity. The record is from RefSeq and is a predicted model, not a curated record. The transcript is spliced from 9 exons. Gene Ontology annotation, biological process: lipid biosynthetic process; protein N-linked glycosylation. The coding region runs from base 1314 to 2030 and encodes 238 amino acids.